AUGUCGUUUACUAACGUUCAUCGUCGUAGCAAUACGACACAACAAAGCGUCGAACAAUGGCGUUCAAAUAUGACGACAGAUUCAGGCUCAUUGCCAAGCUGGCGUCAUCGUCGUGCUAAUUCAGCACAAGCCUCUUUACCACUGAAGCCAGUUGCAUGUUUGCCUCCUAAUCCUUUGCUAGCCAUGCAAAAGGAGAAAAGUAGCAAACAGGCUUCAGAACCACUUUUGAAUAAAGCAAGACAAGGCUCUUCUACAAUCGAAAGCAAGCGUCAUCAACCAACAAAGAGCAUUCCGUCGUUACCGCCAAUUCCAACUUCAAACGUACGAGGAAGUCGUGCUGACAAAGUAGACAAUUGGCGCAUCAAAUCAAGUACAGGCAGUGCUUCACGUCCGUCAUCUCGUUACGAAGAAAGACGUCAAUCAACAGAUUCAUUGCGUUCAAAGAUGAGCGAAGCACCAUCCUCUUCGGGUGAAUCAUGCAGUGAAGAAGAAGAGGCAAAGACUCCCAAAGAAGAACAAACACCACAAAUGCUCCCUCCAAUUCGUGUCUCCAUGGAACCUGGACCGGUGGAAGUUUUACCACCCCUUCGCUUUUCCAUGGAACCUGCGAUCAAAGGUCGUAGCCCAUGGCGAUUCGUUCUUCCUUCGCCCAAAGCCACGGUUGAAAAGGCAAGCUUUGACCUCAAAGCAGACGCUGAUGAAGAAGAAGGAGAAGUUACAAUCACCAGCUUUGACGAUUUGCCAUACUGGUUGGAAGGUAACCGAGAUGAUUUGAUCAUCCGUAUGGGAACUUCGCCUCUCAAACGUCCUCAUUCUCCUUCAGAACGCUCUUCAGCUUCUUCGAUUGCUUCAUCAGAACCUGCAUUGGAUUAUGGAGAUGAUUGUUCAAGUUUGGCUUCUUCUGCUUCCGCUUCUCCUGAUUUGGCACCACGUCAACUUGACUUCGGCUUGCCAGAAGAUGAAGAUAAUGACAAGACACCCAUGGCUGCUAAGCAUGAAUUCGCUUUACCAUCUUUUUCAGCAGCUGCUCCAUUACCCAGUCAUCUGCCUUUGCCAAGCUUCCUUUUGCGUAAAUGA
Molecule: messenger RNA, 1077 nt
Organism: Meira miltonrushii
Lineage: Eukaryota; Fungi; Basidiomycota; Exobasidiomycetes; Exobasidiales; Brachybasidiaceae
Exons: 1
Coding region: 1-1077 (358 amino acids)
Source: RefSeq, a predicted model, not a curated record